Daucus carota subsp. sativus is the source of this 714-nucleotide messenger RNA. RefSeq names its product protein VACUOLELESS GAMETOPHYTES. The record is from RefSeq and is a predicted model, not a curated record. The transcript has a single exon. Lineage: Eukaryota; Viridiplantae; Streptophyta; Magnoliopsida; Apiales; Apiaceae. Bases 1 to 714 code for a protein of 237 amino acids.
AUGGAAUACUCACACUUCAGCCACCAUCACAAGCUGAAGAUCCACCAAGUGACAGAAGGCCAAACCAUCCGUUGCUCUGGCUGCGAAAAGCUCUGCCACAGCACCGUCUACGCGUGCUGGCAGUGCAACUACUUUCUCCAUGACCAUUGUGCUAGCGCUGCGCGUUACAUAAAAAAACAUCCAUCAGAUGCUCAGCACCCUCUUGUUCUCAUCCCGAAGCCAACUUACUGCAGCGGAUCAUUCAUAUGUAAUGCUUGUGGAGAGACCGGGAGCUCAUUUUCUUAUUGUUGCGUGCUUUGUGAGAUUGAUCUUCAUGUGCAUUGUGCUUUCUUGCCUCUUAGGGUCAGCCAUAAGUCCCACCAACAUGAGCUCAAGUUGUAUCUUGGUGUUAUAAAUAAGAAGGAUGAAGUUCCUGAUGAGUUUUGUAAGAUCUGUAGCAAGGUGUUGAGCCUUAGGAAUUUUUGUUAUUAUUGUCUUGACUGUGAAUUUGGUGUGCACACUUUUUGUGCAACCAAUGAGGUCAAACCAGAGUUGUACGUGGUUGAUGAUUCGGUGGCUAAUACUGAGGCAACGUCGUCUAAUACACAGGCUGCUGCGGUGAAUGAACCAACUGCAGAAGAGGUGAUUGUAGAGUUGUAUAAUCUUCAACUUCAAAUGCAGAUGGCUCAGGGACUUGCUCAGAUGAUGGCCUCGUUUAAUCCAAGUCUAAGUUGA